This is a messenger RNA of Phycodurus eques (leafy seadragon), 1896 nucleotides long. Its product is annotated as transmembrane protein 100. Gene Ontology annotation, biological process: cellular response to BMP stimulus. Lineage: Eukaryota; Metazoa; Chordata; Actinopteri; Syngnathiformes; Syngnathidae. The coding region runs from base 207 to 575 and encodes 122 amino acids. The record is from RefSeq and is a predicted model, not a curated record. The transcript has a single exon.
GCUGCAUCAGGUUCACAGCGGCCGCUGUGCGGAGAGGCAGUCACAAAGGGAGGAGGGCAACGUGAGUGUUGUUUUAGGACCAACUUCGUCAGAAAGCUUCUCCUGUUCCGGUCUGCGGAGACCACAUAGCUCUCUUUGACUUUCCUCUAUCUGGUGGACUCUACAGAGGGGUUUGAAGCAAAGAUUCACAUGCCCCUGCAGUAAAGAUGGGCUGCACCACGGUGCCCCUUGCGUGCCAACCGCAAGAGGGACAGUCCUUGGAAGCCGGUGGCGCCAAAGUCCCGGAGGUGCUCUCCUCCUUGGACCGUUUGUCCCAGGCCACCGGGGGCAUGGAGAAGUCUUGGUACCGCUGCAUCUUCCCCUUCGGAAUCAUCUCGUUGGUAAUCGGCGUGGCGGGGACGGGGGUCACCUACACCUACAACGAUCUGCCCCAGACCAAGGUGGUGUCUGUGGUGCUCCUGGUCACAGGGCUGCUACUCCUUCUGAUGGCCACCGCCUGCUGGACCGUCCACAAGAAGAAGAGGAGGAAAAAGAAAGAGGGCGGCUCGUUCUCCUCGGAGCAAUGCCCGCUGUGAAGCGUAUGCGAGGAGGGGGGGCAAGUGUUGUCGGAACUUAAAAAGCAGAUGUUGGGGAGUUGACUGAAGAAGCCGGCACUCCGCCCCCUGCAUGUGUGGUAUUCCCUCUUUUCUCCCAACACAGAGGAUGACAGAUAGACAGACACUCAGGAUCUGUUUAGUCUGGACCAUUUUGGAGUGAGGAGGGAUCCACCGCAUCUCACAUGAUCUUCAGAAUCAGAAUCAUCUUUAUUUGCCAAGUAUGUCCACAAAACACACAAGGAAUUUGUCUCCGGUAGUUGGAGCCGCUGUAAUACGGCAACAGACAGUUGGACCUUUUAUCAUCGGACGGCAGGUGUCCGGUGUCAAAACAACCUCCAAGGAGACUAGUGCAUAUUUACACACACUGGCAGUCCUCCCUCGCUAUGCAGAAGCACCGCCGGAGUCACUGCUGGCGUCACCGGUGCACGUCAGUUGUGGCAUUCCUCACUUCCCGGGACAGGUGACUCUCCGAGAGGGCAGGAGCGGGGCCUGAAGACGGCAACCCGAUACGAGCGGCGCACCCACGUCAGCGGACGGCGUCACUCCCUCGUCCUGUGACACCGCAGCAAUGUGUUGGGGGUGGGGGCGGGGGGGGCUCUUUUAUGCAACGGGAGAGCGGAACUUGAGUCCGCGAGGAUCCCCGUGGUAUCUGUGUGGACGACGCAGUCUAGGAGAGGAGCGCUCGUAAUAAAAGACUCCAGGACUUACUUAUCAAGGAACACAAAUAUUUGCAUCUGCAAAGCCCGCAAAGUGGAGUUCCUGUCGAGGUCUCUGUGCCGGGUACCUCAACUCCACACAAGUCAGGACAGGAUUAUUGAAGGACACAUGCCAUAACUCCAUAACUAGGACCCUGACUGAUCCGGCUCCGCUAGUAGCCCCUCCCGCUUCGUGCCUUGACCAAGCACACAUGGAAAAAGGCUCUUGUCACAUUUGUAUGUUUCCAUAUGAACUCAUGCCCCUCAAAAAUCCACUUUCCCUUGCGCUGACCCUCAUAAUCUUUUCCCAGGAAAACACUUUCCUCAUCCACCCCAUCUGCGGUUGGACCUCUCCCGUUACUUGAUCCCUAAUCGUUUUUCCAGCUGAAGACAAUUAUCAGACUUCAUUUAAAAGGAACAAACUUGUCCAAAUAAGACAGCCCUGGCCUCUCCUGUCUAAUAGCGAUGCCUUUUUCCCCUUGAGAGGCAAUAGUGAGACAGCAAAGCACGACCGAGGGGACUUGUGUCGGUGGUUUGAAUCCAGGAUUUUCUUCUUUCACUCACUGUUCCGAAUUCAUGACCACAGGUGAGAUCUGGAAUGGAAA